This is a messenger RNA of Aspergillus niger, 363 nucleotides long. RefSeq lists its product as hypothetical. The coding region runs from base 1 to 363 and encodes 120 amino acids. NCBI's taxonomy places the organism in Eukaryota, Fungi, Ascomycota, Eurotiomycetes, Eurotiales, Aspergillaceae. The record is from RefSeq and is a predicted model, not a curated record. The transcript has 2 exons.
AUGACGUCGAGGCUGUUUGCUGAACCGUGUAUGAGAGUUGUUAAAGAGUCAACUAAUCCAUUCGCCACGGUCCCUCGCCUUCUUUCGUUUCUUCCUCCGGCUGGCUCUUUUGCUCUCUCGCCCUCUCCGUCAGCCCCGAUUCUGGUCUGCACCACUCCUCUCCGGGGCGUAGACAGUGCAGGUCUGUCGGUCCAGCUGUCCUCUAGCAGUGGCUGCGUCAUGCAUCACGCCGCUGCGGGAGGGUGCAAAUCCUACCCGGAUGGAGCGUCUGUCUCUUUAGCUGCUGGGCCACUAGCCACCCUGCACGACCCCCCGGCUCGAUCUUGUGCCCAGAUAGUUUCAACAAGGGGAGUUUCAUCCUAA